AAGUAUAAUCAGCAGGCAACGAAUUGACCACAACCAGCUGAAGACAGUGGCAGUGGCAGUCAGCGGCUAGAGCUGAAAUGAAAAUUCAGUUUGUUUCCAGUCGUCGUCUCGUCAAUAUUAAGUCAAAAACUUCUAAUUCCUAAAGACACGUGUGGUCAGACGCAAGUAAGAAGUGAAUAUGAAAAACUUGAUAAGUCAACAACGCGUUACUUGCGAAUGCACUUACGAUCAAUUUGACAAUUAAUGUGUGGCGAGUUAUGAUAUUUCUUGACUAAUGUCUGUGUGCGUCUAAAAUAAUUUUUCAGUGCAAAAAAGUGUGGAAAAAACCACAUAAAAACGAAUAAUUAGUGCAAUUGUGUAUGAAUUGAUUUCGAGUGCCGUGUAUGCUUACAAUUACAUUUGGGUGAAAAUUUUCUUUUUUAUUACAUUGUAGUGAACGAGAGAAAUACUGUAGUAGCAGAUUUUUCGCGGUAGACUUUGGAUAUCGUUGCAUUUCGCUUGCACAGAAGUUAGUGGCGCGAUAAACGUUUGUAAUCGCGCUUCUAUUAUGUUAUGCUAGAAAGAGGCAAAUAUAAGUAAAUAUACUUAUGUAGUAAAGAGGUAAGUGCCAUAGUUAUCGCAUUCAUGCUGGGUGUGCGAGUGAAUUGGACAGGAUUUAGUACUGUCUAUUUUGUUUUUACGCCCCGCGUAGGGCCAUCAGUUCAUCAUCGUUUUUGUUUUUGUUGCGUUCUUCAAUAUUUUGUUUUUGUUUUGCUUGCAAUAUUACGGCAAUUGGUACAUGAAAUGUAUGAAAUUGGAAACGUAUGAAAAGAAGGUGAAGCAGAGAAAGAAAGAGAAAAUUGAGUGGAUUUUUUUCAGAGAGCGUAUAAACUUUUUCCCUCUCGUACAAAUAAAAGCGAGAGUGAAAAGAGCUUUUGUAGAUUUUCUGCACCCCCUGAAGGUUACGUAUUUAGCGCACUGGAGGAAAGUUUACAUUUCUUUUACGUUCCCGUACACACAUAUGUACAUAAUGUAUAUGGGUAUAUAUUACGGGAUGUGCGCUCUUCUGCAAUGUGAUAUGGUACCAAAAGUUUUUUAUAUGCGUUUAAUAUAUGCAAAUUGUUCGAGCAUUUCGCCCAAAGUGAUAUUUUAUGGCGUAGAACACGUAAUUGAGUAGCGAACUAAAGAUAUUUUUCUGAGUCUUUGAAGGCUUUCCAAAUGAUUGCACGCCAACAACAGCAAGCCAGCAAAGCAACCAAGCGACGGAAGUAACAAAAGACAGCCGAGUAAAGCGAUCCAGGCGCUGUGGCAACAACAUUGGCAUGAGUUGCAAGUGCUUUAAAGAUUGCCUACAACAACUGGUGGCAGUCUGCCCAUACGUCAAUAUACAUACAAACUAGUAGGAGAAGAAGCAGCAGCACGUACACAUACACAGCUACAUUCGCAGUUCCCUUACAGCUGAGCGGUGUGCAGUAAUCACAAAAGCAUUGCGGGUGGCUGCUGGCGGCAGUGUCGGUGUCGCGCAGACGACAUUCAACGCAGUCACAAUUAUUCGUACACAGUGGACGACGGAAGCGGAAGCUGAUUUCGAGCGUAAGAAACGAAGUCAUCUAACGGAAGUAAGCACAAAGAAAAAGAACAGAAAAAAAAAGUGAAUUAAAAAGUAAAAAAUAAAAAUAAAAAAAUAAACGAAAUUUUAAGCUGAUUUCGGCAUUAAAACGCGUAUAAGCCAGCACGCCAAAAAGUAGGCAACAGACGCAUGCCAAUGGCGCAAAUACUCGCCAUACAACGUAAGCGUUUAAUAAAGUGAAUGCCAUUGUCGUGGAAAAUUUAAUUAAAGCGCGAAUAAAACGAAAAUAUACAAAAGUGCAGUGAAAGCAGCGACAAAGUCAGAUAAAAAACAGAUAAGCAAGAAGAAUCGAAACGUGUACGAGUGACUUUAAAGUGUGUUAAGUAGCCUGGCAGACAUAGCCGACUCUACGAAGUGCAUUGAAGCGUACUGAAUGCGCCGCGUUUUAUUACUUAAGCGCGCGCUAAGCAAACGAUAAUAAAAAACCGUUCUCCGAGUGUGACUAGAAAAAAACUAAAUUCAAAACAAAAAAAAAAAACAAACUUCAGUCGUUAAACUCGUUGCCAGCGACGUCAGGCGCGCAAUACAACAACAAACGUCGCGUAAACGACAUUCCAUCGGUCAAUGUAAUUGAAUUAAAACGUCAAUGACAAGUGCAAAGUUGCGCUACAAGAAAGUGAAGAAGAAAAAGUAAAACAAAGCAAACACAAAAAAAAAAAAACAGUUGAACGCGAAGUGGCGCCGCGCUACAUUUACAGUUGAGCGCAGUGUAGAGUGUGUUGAAUAUGCGCUUAAAACUUGAUACGUCAACAAUGUGACUUUUACUAGAGUCUCGUAUAUAAACUUUAAAGCUUAAGCAAACAAUAAAUCUUUCAAAGUUGUCUGUUGCAAAAUCGUUAUAUAAUUUAGCGCAGAGGACUACGGCAAUUUAACCACACAGCCGCAGCAACAACGCUGCUCAAAGCAAAGUGAAUUUGCAAAUCAAAUCUAUGACCAUAAGUAUGCAGUGAAAAGCAAAAGAAGGUGAAGAAGCAACGAAUAAAAACAGUGUUUGAAAGUCAAUUGUAAUUGAACUAUGGAAACGCGCAGUAAGGACGCUUGUCAAACGGCAGCUGCCGAUUCCACAACAGCAAUUAGUGUAAACAGUGAGAAUUGUGUGGAUUCGACCACAACGCAACGGCAACAACAAAUCGGCGCCAACAGCGCGCCACAACAGCAGCAGCAAGUGAGCAGCAGCACCAGCACCGCGCCGAAAACGCGCUCACCAACGCCGCCAAACAACGGCAACAACAACAAUGCAGCAAAUAAUAAGGCAAAACCAACACAGCAACAACAACAACAGCAAUAUCAUCAAUUCCGCGCGCCACAACAGUUUGUGCGCCAUCGUCGCGCCACCGCUCCGGCCACGCUGCUCAACAAGAAGGGCAAAACAUGGAACAAGCGACAACAGCGUGGUGCCAAACUACAGCAACAACAACUGCAACAGCAUAUGCUACAAGGUGGCAAUGUCGUCGGUGUUGGUGGUGGCGCUGGCGUUGAUGCCGUUGUAACGGUCGCGUCUGCGGCAGCCACCGCUCAAAGUAAAGCCGACCUCGAGAAUAUACAGAAUUUCAAAAAUCAGCUUGGCGGUCAUCAUUACUAUCCGCAUGCUGGCGGCGCUGUCGGCGGCGGUGGGGGACAUCGUGGCGUGGGUGGCGCGAAUGCUGUAGGUGGCGGUAGCAGUGUUGGCGCCGCUACUGGUGCAGCUGGUGUAUCGGGCAAUGGCUUGCCACCGCCUGCCAUAGCUAACCUAGAAAAACUGGGUUACGGCCAUGGUCACAUGAAAAUGUACAAAAAGCUGCUGGCGCAUAGGGGCACCGGCGGCCAUCAUCAUCACGUGCUUUGCGCUGGCGCGGCACACAACACCAUCGGAGGCAAUGCAAACACGACUUGUUGCCUCGUAAACGGCUGCAAUGGCGGCCAACCAAAUGGCAAGGACACUGCCAAUGGCAGCACAAAUAGCUCACAAUCUGGCAGUGCUGCCAGCUCACUGCACUUCUGUUGCACACGAUCGAAAUUCUUCUUGCCGGACAAGCGAGUACGCAAAGAGACCAUCAUACCGCCUACCAAAUUCUUACUCGGCGGCAAUAUUUCCGAUCCGCUCAACUUGAAUUCGCUGCAGAAUGAAAAUUCGAAUGCUUCGUCGAACAAUAAUACGCCGGCGACCACGCCACGUCAAUCGCCAAUCACAACACCACCCAAAGUGGAGGUCAUCAUACCGCCCAAUAUACGUGAUCCAUUGCAUUUGCUCGAUCCCGUCGAUUCCAUGGAAUAUGAGAAGCAACUAACAUCACCGAUGAAGCGCAGCGGCACACGUGGCGGACACGCACACCAUCACAGCGCUAAGCAUCGUCAUCGCAAGAAUCGUAAGAGUAAGCGCCGCCGUCACGACUCUUAUCAGUCAUCUGUGGGUAGCGCAUCUAUUGGCGACAGCGACACAACCGCGCUGACCAACAGCACAAUGCCCACUGAAGCUGGUAGCGUUAGCUUAACUGCGCUUUCAUUAGCCACAACGCUUUCUGUCGCUUCGCUGCUAGAGAGUAGCGCGUCAUUGGGAGAGAGUGUCAACAACAAUGUGAGCACCGCGUGCAAAAGCGCUCCAAUGGUGGUGAGCACAUGCGAGAAUGCGCCAGCUGGUUAUCAACAGCAGCAGCAAAUGCUGGAAGAGCGCGAUGAGUGCGAAAUUUUGGAGACCGCCGCUGAGGGCAAAACGAGCGUCACUGUGGAACAUUUUGAGCGGCGAAAGAGCAAAAGCACAUCGCCAGUAAAACAACAACAGCACGUCAACAUUGUGAACUCAACAUUCUCUGGAACACCAAACGUUGCCGGCGAAACAUUGCAAAGCGCUGGAGAGCCACAAACAGCAAGUGGCACACUUGCUACAGCAACAAAGGCUGGUGUGGAGGUAGUGGGAGGCGUUGCUGCUGGUGGUGUUGGCGGCGAUAUUGUUAUCGGUGGCGCUGGUGUGGGCGCUUUGUUGCUGCCGCGUGAGCGCGCCAAUCGAGAUUUGCGUUUGGAAUUGAAUUCAACAACAUUGUCGAGUGCGAGCGGCAGCACGUGCGGCAACGCAAUGGCCGGGCUGAGCGGGCACGGUGCGCUCGCUGGCAUGGGCAUUGGUGGCGGAAGGAAACGCAAGAUAAGCGAGAGCAAUAAUUCGCAGAAGAACAAGAAAUUCCACCGCGAUGCCAUGGAUAAGAUUGUUAGUCCCGUGGUACCGCAACCUGGCGCCUGGAAGCGUCCGCCGCGUCUCGCAGCUACUGGUGCGCGCAAGCCAACGCGUCGCUCAACAUCAAUCAGCGAAACAGAUGUGCUAAGCCCAGCGGAUGAAGCCAAAUCGUUACUUAGCGAAGCUGAUAUGUUGCGCGUUGAGACGCCUGACUUCAGUAAACUCGAAACAAUUUCCGAAGUGGGACUCGCCAGCCCAUUAAGCACCACCUCCGGCGCCACCUCGGUUGCUGCGGGCGAACAAGAGUCGUUGAUGGACACAAGCGGCGGAGAGAAUUCCACCACAAUGCCGAGCGAGGAUGGAAUAACGGCUGUCUCCGCUGCAGCAAAAAGCAGCGCAAAUGUCUCAGCCAGCUCGACUGCUAUUAUGCCGCUAACAAAAAUGCCGAACUUCCGUGCCGACGGCGUUAAGUAUCAGUAUGGCAAUUACGAUCGCUACGUGGGACUGCGUCACCUCAACGAGCUGGUGGAUGUGCGGCUGCAAGUGUUUCAGCGUCACUUGGAACUCUUCCAAAAUAAAGACAUACUGGAUAUCGGUUGCAAUGUGGGUCAUAUGACAAUCACAGUGGCGCGCAACUUUGCGCCCAAAUCCAUAUUGGGCAUCGAUAUCGAUAGAAAGUUGGUAGCACGUGCGCGACACAAUCUCGGCUUAUACGUGCUCAUACCGCCAGAGUCUGCGGUCAAGCCGUCGACAAGCACGCCAUUAAAUAAAGCGUCGGAUGUGGUCGCCGGAUGUGUUAAAAAGGAAGACCAAAAAACUGCGGUGAAAGAAGAGAAGUUGACUACCGGUAGCGUUGUGGGCAAAAUAAAGACAGAAACUGCCAGCACAAAAGACACUGCCAACGCCGAGAGUGGCAAAGCAGCAGCCACCUCAGCUGACGCCAGCACAAAAAGAGCGAAAAAGACGCGUCGUCGCAAAAAGCACGUGUCGUCGCAACAGCAGGCACAACAACAACUACAACAUUAUCCACAAUUCCAUCACCACCAUCAUCAUCAUCAUCAUCAUCACCAUCAUAUGCAUCACAUGCACCAUCAUCAUCACAAUCAUUACCAACAACAACAACUGCAAGCAUUGCAUGUACCUGCCACUGAUUUAUUUCCCGUGUCAUUUCCACUGUCAUAUGGUGGCAUACCAACAGUCACAGCUGCCGCCGCUAACGCGCACGACACACAUUCGCCCAGCGCGUCCACCAAUACGCCUGGCCAUGGUAGUAAUGCCACACCGGCCAGCAGUGGCGGCGCCGCAAAUCGUAAGCGUAAAAAUGACUUUCCACGCAACGUUUUCUUUCGUCAUCAGAAUUAUGUGUUGGAAGACGAGGCGCAGCUGGCAAAUGACACACAGCAAUAUGAUCUCAUACUGUGUUUAUCGGUGACCAAGUGGAUACACUUGAAUUUCGGCGAUGCCGGCCUGAAGUUGGCCUUCAAACGAAUGUUCAACCAGCUGCGACCUGGAGGCAAGCUGAUACUGGAGGCGCAGAAUUGGGCAAGCUACAAGAAGAAGAAGAAUUUGACGCCCGAAAUUUACAACAACUACCGCAACAUUGAGUUCUUUCCCAACAAAUUUCACGAGUAUUUACUCAGCUCUGAGGUCGGCUUCAGUCACAGCUACACGCUGGGUGUGCCGCGGCACUUAAGCAAAGGCUUUUGUCGCCCAAUACAGUUGUACGCUAAAGGCGACUACACACCGAACCAUGUACGCUGGAGUGAUGCCUACUACCCACAGACACCGUUUGAAGCUUAUCGUGGCAUUUACGCCACAAUGCCACCACGUCCUGCGGGUCUAGCCACGUAUGCCAUGUCAUCGACACGCAGUCAGGCAUAUGAUACGCCGCACUACACGGGUGGCACCUCCGGCCCGUAUAGCUGCCGUCAAACACCCAUGUACCAGCCCAUUUACAAUCCACUGGAGACCGAUUCCUACUUACCCUCCUACGAUAUGGAAUACCUAAACCACAUGUAUGUGUUUGCCUCACCGCUCUAUCAGACCGUGUGGUCGCCACCCGCCAGCUUGCGUAACAGCUCUUCACACACGCCCGUCUUCGGUAGCGUACGCGAGGCCGAAUUGGAUGGUGAUGGGGGCGGUAGUGGUGGCGGCGGUAGUUAUCAUCGUCACGUAUAUCCACCAAAUGAAGAUACAUCAUCGCCAAAUGCGAAUACCGGCGGUGCUUUCAGCUCGAUACGCGAUGCGGAUACGGAUGAUUCGAAUCAGUUGCCAGCUGGUCGCAUGCAACAUGUGUAUGCGACGAAUUGUGGUGAGAGUUCAUCGUCGCCGCAGGUGCAGCACAACAACGAUUCGGAUGCGUUGGUGGAGGAGGCUCUGUCGUUGGACGAUGAGCAGCACGUAACGCAGCCGGUGGCGGUUGCGGGCAGCGGCGGUAGUGCGAAUGUUGUGAGCGCUACCAAUGGCGAGUUGUCAGGCGCAGGUGGUGGUGCUCUUGGACCAGAAGCCAGUCAGCAUUACUGUGAUUUAAAUGAUGCUUAAGAUUAUUAUUUGUUUUUUGUUUUGGUCUAAAUUUCGGCGAAUUAGCGUAAAAUGUGUGAAGCCAGUGAGCAAUGUAUAAAAGUUUUGUAAUGUAUGCAACUGUUUUGAGCGAGAAAUACGCGUUGCAGUAGGCAUUAGUUGACAGCAUGCGUAAGCCUAAGGCACACGCCGCUUUAAAGACGCUUAUGAAAAAUAUACAGAUAUAGGAAUAUUCAUAAUAUUGGCAGACGAAGAAACACGCAAGGUAAAUAAUCAAAAAAGAUACACGCUCGUGAAGCAUUUAACGAGAGUAUCGACAGAAUUUGUGCGAUAUGUCGCAUUUUCGAAAAAAUGUGCGUAUAUUUGAAAAAAUGUUCGUAUUUUCGAAAUUUUUUUCAUAUAUUCGAAAAAAUGUGCGUAUAUUUGAAAAUAUGUUCGUUUAUUAGAAGAAUUGUUCUUAUAUUCAAAAUUUUUUUCAUAUAUUCGAACAAAAUUUCAUAUAUUCGUAAAAACUUUUAUAUAUUCGAAAAAUGUUCUUAUAUUCGAAAUUUUUUUCAUAUAUUCGUAAAAAUGUUAGUAUGUUCGAAAAUAGUUUUUCUUCAUUCAAAAAUACUUGAAAAAAAACGGCAAGCAAGUUGAGGCGAAAAAAAGCAGUAAAAAAAUCGAAAAUGUUUAUAAAAUAUACAAAUAUAGUGUACUAAUUAGUUUUAGCCAAAAAAGAAAGUCGUUAUUAGUGUUGAUUUAAAUUAGUAAUAAUACAGGCAAAAAUAUAUUUAUAUAUAUAUACAAGUAUAUAUUUGUUUAUGCAGUCUUGAGUCAUGCAUAGGCCGUGUGGGCGCUACUUAUUGGAAGUACACAAAGCUAUAUAUUUCUGUUUUUAGUAUAAAAUUUUAACAAAAGCAUUCGUUUUUUAAUUUAAAAAAAAUGAUUAAGUAAAUGCUAUAAAAUAAAUCUAUUUAGAAAAAUCGUAAACCCAUGUGCUACUAUCCAAGUUUGUUGACAAUUUUAUUACAGCUAUGCUUUUUAGUUAAAAACUACAAUUUCAAGAAGUAGCGCCGCUGCACGCUUAUUGCGCAUGACUGUAUUCGUAAAAUAUUAUACUAAGAAAUAUUUUUAGCAAAAAUAUAUUAGCCUAGUGUUAAACUUACUUGUAUCUUAUCGAUUAUAGUCAUAAUUAUUUAUAAAUAACAAAAUAUUUAUAUGUAACACAUAACUAUUUGUAGAUUUUAUUUUUAGUGUAUAUUUUUCGCAUAUUUAUAUACCGCAACAGAAAAGAGAAAUUUAAGAAUUAACAAGCAAAAGAAAAACAAAAAACAGUAACUUGCAUAUACGUAAAUAUAUUUAGCAGAUAUUUGUAGCAAUUAACCCAACUAAAGAGAAUCAAAAAACGAUGGAAAAAAUAAUUGCCAAUCACCAGCAAGCUGGGCAAACGGGCAGCAGCGUUGACGUUAUGCCUUAAUUGUAGAAAUGUGUAUAUUUAAUAAAGCCAAAACAUUUCGAAGUUAAGUUUUCCUUUUACAUAAGCGACAAGCACAAGUUAAACUUGCAAACAAAAAAAAUUUGAGCUGUUUUAGAUUAUUUGCGUUAUGUCGAAAUUGCAAAACAUUGCUGACGCUGCGCGCUGCCUGUUGCUGCGUCACAAACUUAUGCGUAACGUAACAAAAACAAGGAAAUAUUAAGCUAAACACAAAUUGAAAAGCAAAUUUAAUGUCUAAUAGAAAGCUUUUAGAAGAAGAA
Molecule: messenger RNA, 9011 nt
Organism: Bactrocera oleae (olive fruit fly)
Lineage: Eukaryota; Metazoa; Arthropoda; Insecta; Diptera; Tephritidae
Source: RefSeq, a predicted model, not a curated record